AGACGGCGGAAUUUAGUUGUUUCACAAAACUCAAAUAAAGUGGUUGCUUCCUAAACUGUUUGUGUAGGCAAAAUUCCUUAGUUGUGAGAUAUGAUUCUGUAUGGUGGGGCUUCGACUGUUAUUCUGGGCUUUAAAAAUGAAACGUUCUUCCUCUCACUCUCUCCGUGCCUCCCUCCAACUCAACCCACGAACUUGAUUCAUGCAUGGAAGAAGCAUAUGCUCAUAUUGCAUGAAAUAGGAAAUAUUGGACUAGAAUUAAUAAAAACAACAAGUUCUGUGUUGACUCUUGGACAACAUAUGGAAUGUUAAAUCAAAUUCCAAUCGGCUAUAAUUGACUUGUAAGAUUAGGUAUUGCUUGGAUACUGAAGAACCCCUUGAAACCAGAGGUUGGAAUGGAUGGAAAAGUUGGUACCUGGGUAAAUACCUUCUUCGUGAAGGUUUUUGCUUAAGGACAUCGAUGCUUGUCUUCAGCGGCUGUACAAUAUGUGUUUCUGCCGGCAUGUAUGGAAUCAUUUAGCCAACUUGAGGGUAUUUGUUUAGUUGGAAGAGCCUUCUGACUGCAAAAGUAAAAUGAGCUUCAGUACAGUCGAAAGUCUUAAGGCUCGAGUUAUUAGCAGUUCUCAAAGAAAGCUUCAAGCAGAAUUGCAGAAGGAGAGAUUGGCUCGUUGAUGGUCGUUUCUGGUAUAGUUUGUUCCAGACUUCAAGGAAUCAGUGAUCAUGACACACGAUUCCUUAUUAUCCACUGCUGGAUGCCCUGGAGUUCCUCAAUGCUUCGCUUAUGUUAUUAGAUGGGAUUUUUUUAGAUCUACUUGUUUCGAUGAUUCCUUCUGUUGGAGAACUGCUGAUUGGAGCUGUUCGACAUGCAUUGGACUAUCUUGUUGCCGAUAUCAAAUGGUCUUGACCCUUGUAGCAGAAAUCAAUGUUGCAGUGUCUCCUUGCUUGACUGGCCAAAUAAAAUUCUUAGGAGGUUAUGGAAUGUAGCUAAGUUUGCUCAUAUCUGCAGGUGCUUCAUUGCUAGCUUCUAGGUAGUUGGUAGUCUCAGCAGAGUCAAAUAAAAAUGGGUGAAGUAGCUAUUGAACAGCGAGGGUUUCAACAGUUUGAUGCGGAAAACCUUCAGCGUGUCUUCUAUGAAGAGAGUCAGACAGACACUGAGUUCACAGUCCUUCGGCAGAUGAAUGGGGAACCGAUGCCUGUCGAGAAAACUAAAGAUGAUGCUAGUGCUACUGAGUUGCUAGAGAGAGGGUGCUUGCAGUACGGAUGUCCUCAUUACCAUCAAAGGUGCCGCAUUAGAGCCCCCUGUUGCAAUGAGAUUUUUGAUUGCCGUCACUGUCAUAAUGAUGCAAAGAAUAAUAUCGAUGUAAACCAAAAGGAGCGACAUGAGUUGCCUCGCCAUCAAGUUCAACAGGUUGUAUGUUCACUCUGUGGUACUGAACAAGAGGUCCGCCAGGUGUGCAUCAACUGUGGUGUUUGCAUGGGGAAGUAUUUUUGUGGGACUUGUAAGCUUUUCAAUGAUGAUGUGAGUCAAAGCUUUUUUAUCUGGCUGGUCAAUUUCUUUUGUGCGUCUAGGACAGUGACAUUGGUCGAGUCUCUCUCUAUGUCAGACGAAGUCUCUUUCUGCCCUCUCCCCCUAGCAAUUAGCAUAAAAAUACUCUUUCUGCUCAAUUUCUUUCAUCUUCUUCAUCAAGUCACACUUCAAAUUUCUCACACGAACUGCUUUGAGCCUGGAGGACGAAGAUGGUUUGAUGGGUUGAGGUCUAGCAGGCGACCAUGCAGAUCUUGGGGUCGUGGAGGGCACGCCACCUAA
Messenger RNA from Syzygium oleosum, 1804 nucleotides. RefSeq names its product probable E3 ubiquitin-protein ligase RZFP34. The record is from RefSeq and is a predicted model, not a curated record. Gene Ontology annotation, cellular component: nucleus. Lineage: Eukaryota; Viridiplantae; Streptophyta; Magnoliopsida; Myrtales; Myrtaceae. Gene Ontology annotation, biological process: protein ubiquitination; ubiquitin-dependent protein catabolic process. Gene Ontology annotation, molecular function: ubiquitin protein ligase activity; zinc ion binding. Bases 1058 to 1804 code for a protein of 248 amino acids. The transcript has 6 exons.